AGGAACUGUGGGUAGUUACGUUACCGAUGCCCUUGUUCUGUCAGGCGCAUUCUAUUUGACUGGCUUUACACAAGGGCUUGAGGAUCUAUCUGUGUUGGUUACAUCCUGAAUUAGUUUAUUCCACAAAAAUGAUGGUAACAAGGUUUCUCCGCCGCGCUCUCCCUGUAUUAAGGCAAGCGCGAUGCUAUGCUGACGUGCCCUCAGGCUCUGCCCAGAUGUCCUUCACAUUUGCUUCGCCAACGCAGGUGUUCUUCAAAGAGGCCAGUGUGAGACAGGUGGAUGUGCCCACGUUGACUGGGGCUUUCGGUAUUCUCCCUGCCCAUGUACCCACACUGCAGGUCCUGAGGCCUGGUGUGGUCACUGUGUUCAACGAUGAUGGCUCAGCAGCUAAGUACUUUGUGAGCAGCGGCUCCGUCACCGUGAACGCAGACUCCUCGGUGCAGCUGCUGGCGGAGGAGGCCGUCCCUCUGGACCAGCUGGACGUAGCUGCAGCCAAGGCCAACCUGGAGAAGGCUCAGUCUGAGAUGGCGUCUGCUUCGGAUGAGGCUGCCCGGGCCGAAGUCCAGAUCAGUAUAGAUGCCCACGAGGCCAUCGUCAAAGCCCUGGAGUAGGACACCAGACUGGUCUUCGUGGUAGUGUUGUGUAACACCCAAAAGAAAAUGUUCCAGCUUUGUCUCAGUCAAGUCAGUGGGAAGACCUCAUGUUUGCUUUGUACAGUAAAAAUGACCAAUAAAUUUAUUUGGAUUUACCUGCCA
This is a messenger RNA of Esox lucius (northern pike), 755 nucleotides long. RefSeq names its product ATP synthase F1 subunit delta (gene atp5f1d). The record is from RefSeq and is a predicted model, not a curated record. Gene Ontology annotation, molecular function: proton-transporting ATP synthase activity, rotational mechanism. Gene Ontology annotation, biological process: proton motive force-driven ATP synthesis. NCBI's taxonomy places the organism in Eukaryota, Metazoa, Chordata, Actinopteri, Esociformes, Esocidae. The coding region runs from base 129 to 611 and encodes 160 amino acids. The transcript has 5 exons.